AUGAGCGACACCACAGGAGCUGCGGCGCCUAAGCCGAGCAGUAGCGUCAAGCUCGUUCUGCUGGGCGAAGCUGCGGUAGGAAAGUCCUCACUAGUGUUGCGAUUCGUCAACAACGACUUUCAGCCAAACAAAGAGCCCACCAUCGGCGCUGCAUUCCUCACACAAAAAUGCCAACUUCCAAGCAGGACGAUCAAGUUCGAGAUAUGGGACACAGCAGGCCAGGAGCGGUUCGCAAGCCUCGCGCCGAUGUACUAUCGAAAUGCUCAGUCCGCACUCGUUGUGUAUGAUAUCACCAAGGCAAGCAGCCUCGUCAAGGCGAAGCACUGGGUCGCUGAGCUGCAACGGCAAGCCUCGCCAGGCAUUGUCAUCGCUCUCGUGGGCAACAAGCUUGAUCUUUGCGACGACGACAACGCCGAUGCCGAGCAGACAGAAGGCGAGAACGAGACGGAAGAAGACACAAGCACUGCGCGUAAAGUCAGCACUAAAGAGGCCAAGGCAUAUGCAGAUGAGGAGAACCUACUCUUCAUCGAGACAAGCGCGAAGACCGGCCAUAAUGUGAGCGAGGUAUUCACAGCAAUCGCGAAUGCGAUACCUGAGACGAGCUUGAAGGGACCAAGAGGAGGAGCAGGCGGUGGCACCCAAGCUGCGAUCAAUGCUGGCCAGAGCAACAGUAACGUGAAUCUGAAUGCGAGAAGUGAAGCGGGAGCCAAAGAAGGCUGUGCAUGCUGA
This is a messenger RNA of Fulvia fulva, 729 nucleotides long. RefSeq names its product Vacuolar protein sorting-associated protein 21. The transcript is spliced from 2 exons. NCBI's taxonomy places the organism in Eukaryota, Fungi, Ascomycota, Dothideomycetes, Mycosphaerellales, Mycosphaerellaceae. The record is from RefSeq and is a predicted model, not a curated record. Bases 1 to 729 code for a protein of 242 amino acids. Gene Ontology annotation, molecular function: GTP binding; GTPase activity.